UCACCUUGUGGUGCCUUUUGCCUUUGCUGGCAUUUAGUCCUCAAAAUAGUCCCAUCCUCACGUUGAGGUUAGAUGGAGGGAAACAGAGGAAAGUGACUAGCCCAAGGUCACCCAAGUGCCAGGGCAGGACCUGAAUUCAGGCUCCCAGGCUGCAAAGCCUGAGUCCCUCCCCGCCACGCCUGUGCCAGGGUGGAAAGCUUGGACUGCUGGCCUUGGCUCUGGAGACAUCCCCCUGGACCACGUGGGCUCCUAACCUAUCCAUGGUCACUGUGCUGAGGGGUGGGACAGUGGGUCGCCCCUAGUUCUUCUUCCCCUGGGGCCAGAUUCAUAGACAAAGGGGCUGCUCGGCUCUCGGAGACCCCCUAAGCGCCCCGCCCUGGCCCCCGCCCUCCCCCAGCUCCCGCUCCCAGCUCCUGGUGCUGACACCGGGCCAGAAGAGGAAAGGCUGUCUCCACCCACCUCUCGUACUAUCCCUUCUCUUUAUAAAGGCCGGAACAGCUGAAAGGGUGGCAACUCCUCCUGCAGCCGGGAGAGGCCCGCCUGCCUUCCCGUGCGCCCGCAGCCUCCCCCGCUGCCUCCCUAGGGCUCCCCUCUGGCCGCCAGCGCCCAUUUUUGAUUCCCAAGCUAGAGAUAUUUUGCGCGCACACACAUACAUACACGCGCAAAAAGAAAAAAAAAAAAGCCCACCCUCCAGCCUCGUUGCAAAGAGAAAACCGGAGCAGCCGCAGCUCGCAGCCCGCAGAGGACGCCCAGAGCCGUGAGCCAGCAGGCAGGCAGGCAGACCGACCGACUCGCGCCGAGUCCACCUGUCGGCGGAACCCGGCGGAGCACAGAGCGGGCAUGGCGCGCGCGCUGAGCAGCGGUGCCUGCCGACCGGGGGCCCGCGCCAGGGCGCACACGCUCCCGCCCCCCCCACCCAGCCCGGGCGGGAGUUUGCACCUCUCCCUGCCCGGGUAUUCGAGCCGCCGUUGCAAAGCCAACUUUGGAAAAAGUUUUUUGGGGGAGACUUGGGCCUUGAGGUGCCCAGCCCUGCGCUUUCCUAUUUUGGGGGCCUUUUCAGGAAAUGUUGCAAAAAAGCUAAGCCGGCGGGCAGAGGAAAACGCCUUUAGCCUGCGAUUGAAGACGAACCAUCGACUGCCGUGUUCCUUUUCCUCUUGGAGGUUGGAGUCCCCUGGGCGCCCCCACACGGCUAGACGCCUCGGCAUGUUCACAAUGCAGCCUCCCCCCCCCCCCCCCCCCGCCAUGGAUGCUCACUCGGGCUCGGGAUCCGCCCAGGUAGCGGCCUCGGAUCCAGGUCCUGUGCCCAGGUCCUCCCCUGUCCCCCAGCAACCGAGCCGGGGGGCAGUGGCGCCCGGGGGCCAUGCGGGGGAGCCGCAGCUGCAGCGGCCUGAGCGCCUGAUCGCCGAGGACCCAAGCCGAGCUCACCUCCUUCCCCAGACCCCCACCCUGGCCCUGGGGGCGGCGCGCUCAGUUUAUGCGUCCGGGGCCCCGCGGGGCCGGGCCCGGAGUCGGCAGGAAUCGCUGCUGGGCGCUCUUCCUGUCUCUCUGCUGCUACCUGAGUCUGGUCAGCGCCGAGGUGAGUGGCCACGGCUGGGACUAGUUCUUCAUUCAUUACCUUCGCCCCCACCUUCUGACCGCCCCCUCCUCUCCCUGCAGUGAACUUUGGACCCUUGCAGCCCGCGAGCCUGACGCCAGGCGCUGGGUGACCUCCUCGGGCUGGGAGCGAGGUCCGCGGGUGACAGGCUCUAAGGGACGGCAAGAGCGGUGGCUUUCUUUCCAACCGCGGGCGAACCUGGCUCCCCCGUUCCGCGUCGGGGGAGGGUGUGUGUGGACCUGCCCCCCACCCCUCGGGAACCCGAGAACAAGCCCGUUCCGGGCCAGGGAAGAGGGGGUGGGGUGGCGCCCCGGGUGCAGAAGGCAGCGCGUCCUCCCGAACCCACUUCGGCGCCAGCCUCGGCUUAGGCUCUGUCCUGCCACCGGCUUGCCCAGGAGGUGCAAGCUUGCCCACCAGUGCCAUCCACGCCGAUCUCCGGCGGGGUUCGGGUCCCACCCUGGCUCCCGGUGGGGGUCCGGGUGGGCGCCCUCCGGCACGCGCAGGGCAUGCCCGGCCCCAAAGCACUGUCUAGAAGCAGCUUGUGUCUCCGACGCGGGGACUGGGGGGUGGGUAACAGGGAGAGAGAGCUAGAGGGCGAGACGGAGGGACAGAGGCGCAGGUAGGUUUCGGGCACUCGGAUAGGGGAAGAACUGAAGGAAUAGGGGGCUCUGAAGGAAUCCAGCUCCCGGGGCGCUCUGUGCCUGAGGCCUCGCCGUACCUGUGCCCCCGCCCUAGGAGAGGAAGCACCUCUCUCCCCCGCAUGCAGGGUGCGGAGCGCGCCGCCUGCAAAAGCCUAGCUGCACAGGAGAUAGGGUAUAAAAAAAUCUGCCGGAGCGCUGGGGUCGGAGCCGUCCCCUCCCAGCCUCACAGAGCGGAGAACACUUCGAGGUGGACGCCUGCUCAGGCCACUGUGCCAACGGGGUGUGCAAGAACGGGGGCACCUGUGUGAACCUGCUCAUCGGCGGCUUCCACUGCAUGUGCCCCCCCCCCACGGCAAGUACGAGA
Messenger RNA from Callithrix jacchus (white-tufted-ear marmoset), 2599 nucleotides. NCBI's taxonomy places the organism in Eukaryota, Metazoa, Chordata, Mammalia, Primates, Cebidae. The record is from RefSeq and is a predicted model, not a curated record.